ACUCUGAUAUAUGCAUUCAACCAACCAUAUACUUGCAUGUGCUAAAACAUCAUCUGAUUCGCGGCACAUGUGAGCCACACCCCAACCAGUCCAACUAACUCACAGAACAGAAAGGCAAUUACAAACCCUAACCUGCGACACAAACCACCUGCUUCUCUCAUCUUCCUCACUCAACAAACCCUAAUUCCACCCUCUGCCUCUGUUAAAAAACAAUUUAUAUGCAUAUUCUCAACCAUAAGCUCUCUCUGUGAAAACAAAAUCAAUAAAGCUAUUCAUACAAUGUCACUGGAUGCGCAUAAGAAGAGCAGUGGAAAUGGAAACGGUGUCGUAAUGUCUACUCAGGUGGCUCACAGGCUGAGGUUGAAUCCUAUCACCGAUCACAAACCCGAUAGCUAUGAGGACCUGCAAUCGGAUUUCAGUCCUCUGCUGUUCAGCUCGCUGGAGCGGUACUUACCUCCUUCCAUGCUCAAUAUGUCACGUGAAGCUAAAAUCCAGUUCAUGAGGGACAUUCUCGUUCGCUACUCUCCCGAGGGUGAACGCACUCGUAUUCAAAAACAUAGAGAAUACAGGCAAAAGAUUAUAUCAAACUAUCAGCCUUUACAUAGGGAGCUGUAUACUAUGAAUGCUGUUAACUUCUUUGUUCCCUCAUUUCUCAAAGCAAUUAAUGAAAACACUGAAGAGAGUUUUAGAAGUAUAUUGGUGGAACCCACGCCAGGAGUUUAUGUAUUUGAAAUGCUUCAGCCAAGUUUCUGUGAAAUGUUGAUGUCUGAGGUAGAAAAUUUUGAAAGGUGGGUUCAUGAGACGAAAUUCAGAAUAAUGCGACCAAACACAAUGAACAAGUAUGGUGCUGUUCUUGAUGACUUUGGCCUAGAAACUGUUCUUGACAAAUGGAUGGACGAAUAUAUACGUCCCAUGUCUAAGGUUUUCUUUCCUGAAGUCGGUGGAUUAACUCUAGAUUCUCAUCAUGGUUUUGUAGUUGAGUAUGGAGUGGAUAGGGAUGUUGAGCUUGGUUUCCAUGUGGAUGACUCGGAAGUCACCUUGAAUGUUUGCUUGGGUAAGCAAUUUUAUGGUGGAGAAUUGUUUUUUCGUGGUGUACGGUGUGAUAAACAUGUCAAUAGUGAAACUCAACCAGAGGAAAUUUUGGAUUAUGUCCAUGUUCCAGGACGUGCUGUACUUCAUCGUGGCCGCCAUCGGCAUGGUGCUAGAGCUACAACUUCUGGGCAUCGAUGCAACCUAAUUUUGUGGUGUAGAAGUUCAGUUUUCCGAGAGCUGAAAAAAUAUCAGAAGGAUUUCUCCAGCUGGUGUGGAGAGUGCCGACGUGAGAGAAGGGAAAGGCAACGUCUGUCAAUUACUGCAACCAAACUGGAAUUGCUGAAGAGGAAUGGUAUAUCAGCAUCUUGAGUUAUUUUCACCAGAUCCUUUGCUUGUGAAGCUGCAGCGUAGCAGAAUUUUCAUCUUCGUCAACGCAGAGGCUUUCUUUUUCUUUUCUUCUUUUUUUGUCCAAAUUACAUUUUUGCUAAUCUUUUGAUGUUAAUGCAAGAGAAGGCGUUAAUGUACGUAGUUGUGAAUAUUGUGCAUUGGUCCUUCGAAAGUUGUACACUGCAACACUGUUCUAUGUGCCAUCCAAUUUGGAAUGUAUUAAAAACUACCAAAAAGAAAGGCAUUUAACUA
Molecule: messenger RNA, 1671 nt
Organism: Manihot esculenta (cassava)
Lineage: Eukaryota; Viridiplantae; Streptophyta; Magnoliopsida; Malpighiales; Euphorbiaceae
Product: 2-oxoglutarate and iron-dependent oxygenase domain-containing protein CP2
Exons: 9
Coding region: 280-1401 (373 amino acids)
Molecular function (GO): L-ascorbic acid binding; oxidoreductase activity, acting on paired donors, with incorporation or reduction of molecular oxygen; iron ion binding
Source: RefSeq, a predicted model, not a curated record